This is a messenger RNA of Morus notabilis, 1156 nucleotides long. Its product is annotated as GRF1-interacting factor 3. Gene Ontology annotation, biological process: positive regulation of transcription by RNA polymerase II; leaf development; cell population proliferation. The record is from RefSeq and is a predicted model, not a curated record. Gene Ontology annotation, molecular function: transcription coactivator activity. Gene Ontology annotation, cellular component: nucleus. NCBI's taxonomy places the organism in Eukaryota, Viridiplantae, Streptophyta, Magnoliopsida, Rosales, Moraceae. The coding region runs from base 173 to 820 and encodes 215 amino acids. The transcript is spliced from 5 exons.
CAGAAACCUCGUCGACAUCUAAAAUCAUAACCCCUGUUUCCUUAAAAAACCACUUCGAAUAUCGUCUUUUCCGCUUCGCACCUAUCUCAACAUCACAGGGUUAGGGUUUUGAAAACCCCAGAAAAGACAAAAGAAAGAGGGAAAACCAAAACACAAUCCUCCACAGAAAAAGAUGCAGCAGCCAGCUCCGAUGAUCCCUGUGAUGCCUUCAUUUCCGCCCACUAACAUCACUACUGAGCAGAUUCAGAAGUACCUUGAUGAGAACAAAAAGUUAAUUCUGGCAAUAUUGGACAAUCAAAACCUUGGGAAACUUGCUGAGUGUGCUCAGUACCAGGCUCAACUUCAGAAGAAUCUGAUGUAUCUGGCUGCCAUUGCUGACGCCCAACCACAGGCGCCAACAAUGCCUCCCCAGAUGGCCCCGCAUCCUGCAAUGCAACAGGCAGGAUAUUUCGCUCAACAUCCCCAGGCAGCAGCAAUGAUGCAGCAACAGGGGCUUUUCCCCCCAAAGAUGCCGUUGCAGUUCAAUAACCCCCACCAGAUGCAGGAUCCACAGCAGCAACUACAUCAGCAACAUCAAGCUGCCAUUCAAGCCCAGAUGGCAAUGAGACCUACCGGGACCAACAAUGGUAUGCAUCCCAUGCAUCAUCCCGAUACUACAGUUGGUGCUGGCGGCAGUGGCGGCCCUACUUCAACCGCUGGUCCAAAUGACAUCCGCGGGGGUAGCAAGCAGGAUGCAUCUGAGGCUGGGGCAGCAGGUGGUGAUGGCCAGGGCGGCUCGGCUGCAGGGCACGGCUCCGGUGACGGAGAGGAGGGAAAAUGACAUGGCUUGAUUAAGUUAUUCCAUAUAGAGAUGCACGUGGCUGUUGAUAGUAGGUGUUUUGUACUUUAAAGCUAUUAUGGCAAUCUUCCUUGUUUUCUUUCUUCUAGUGUUCACAGAUUAGGUAGGUAAGUUUGUGUUGUAAGUCUCUUGGCAUGCAGUGAAUUCUGUCUUCAAAAAAUGGAACUACUGGGGGUAAGGGAGACUGUUUUUGGUUCGGUUCUUGGAGGUGGAAGCUUUGUGGUCUGUAAUUCCAUGUAUGUCAAAUGGUAGGUUAUAAAAAAUGCAUGUAAGCAUUCCAAAAGUUGCUCAUCUCAGCAAUAAAUUUUUGUUGACGAU